Messenger RNA from Achroia grisella, 1332 nucleotides. RefSeq names its product collagenase-like. Gene Ontology annotation, molecular function: serine-type endopeptidase activity. The record is from RefSeq and is a predicted model, not a curated record. Gene Ontology annotation, biological process: proteolysis. The transcript has 8 exons. The coding region runs from base 161 to 1276 and encodes 371 amino acids. Lineage: Eukaryota; Metazoa; Arthropoda; Insecta; Lepidoptera; Pyralidae.
CGCACGGUCGUAAUCUAGAUUAAUUAUAUUAUCUAAAUAAUUACAGUGAUUUCAACUGUGAAUUUGCUCGCUACUGUUUACGUCGUAGCUAAUAUCUAUAUGACAAUUGCUGGGAGAUAACGAUGUCUCGUCAAGGUGCUGAUUUUGAACAGUGAAGUUCAUGAUGUACUGGAAAACGGGUCUACUCGUAGCACUGGCUAUAUGUCAGGUGCAAGCUGAAGAAUUAAUAACCCCGACGUACGUUGAAAAUGUUGACCAAUCAUUGCAACGUAUCGUAUCGGGUUGGGAGGCGCAGCCAGGGCAGCACCCUCAUCACGUGUCGCUGCGGCAGGUGAACGCCAACGGAGGCGUCAGCGCCUGCGGGGGCUCCCUCGUGCACAGCGAGUGGGUCAUAUCGGCAGCGCACUGCACUGCACUUCAGGUGACGCUGGUCAUUCGUGCCGGCGUCGUGGCGCUGUCUACUCCGCCCUACAUCUACGAAACUACGGAGUGGUACAACCAUCCCACGUUCAACGACCAGAACCCUAUGCUGGUACAACCCAACGAUAUAGCGCUGAUCAAACUGCAGAAGCCUGUCACCUUCUCCAACCGAAUUCAACCAAUCCGCGUGCAGAGCAACACGGAGGCGUUCAGAGACUACGACACCGAGAUCGUGCAGGCCAGUGGACAUGGCAGGCUGUGGACUGAUGGCAACUCUCCCGAGGUAUUGAAUUGGGUGUACCUGCGUGCUGUCUCCAACAGUCGUUGCCACCAGCUCUUCGGCAGUACGGUCAUCAACGACAACUCCAUCUGCGCUGGUCCCUAUAAUGUUACCUCACAGUCUACUUGCCAGGGAGACAGUGGUGGUCCACUGGUGCAUAUCUCCAGCGACGGAGUACCAGUUCUGGUCGGCGUGGCAUCCUUCGUGGCUGGAGGAGCUCACGGCUGUCACUCAGGCAUACCCGCUGGUUUCGUGCGGCCGGGUCCCUUCUUGGGAUGGUUUGAAGAAGUCUCCGGUAUCGACUUUGACAAUAUUGACGAAGAAGAGGUAACCACUUGGGCCCCCGAGGAGACCGAGCCCCCCACAACGACACCAGAACCAGAAGUAUCCACCGAAGCACCGGACUCCGAAGAGGAAGAAAGCGAUGAGGAUAGCUCAGAAUCAGAUGAAGGUGACCCUGAACUGUCUCAGCUUCUCAAGAAGUUGCAGGUGCAGGUCAAAGUUAAUGUAAAACUGAAUAAAUACGGCAUCAAACAUGAGCAUAAUCAUAACAAAACUAUAACACACCAUAAAUAACAUAUCAUAGUAACAAUAAAUGUUCUGGAUUGCUAAGAUUCAGAUCUCCGAUUUAG